AUGAAUAUACCGCUACAAUUUCAUCCUGUUCAUGGUGAACAUAUUAAAUUAUCACGAAAUAAUACUGUAGCAAAACGUAUUGAUAGUUUCUGUAAAGGAAUCUGUUUCAGUAAUCGAGCAAUUCAAAUACGUGAAAAAGUUUAUGUUCGUCUUCUUAGUAAAAGUAUACAAUGGACAGGUUUUCUUCGUCUUGGUGUAACUACAUGUGAUCCUAAUGCUCAUCGAACAUCAACAGCAUUACCUCGUCAUGCAUGUCCAGAUUUGACUUGUCGACCUGGUUAUUGGGCUAAAUGUGUACCAGAAAAUUGUUUCGAUGUAUCAAAUAAAUUAACUUAUUUUUAUGUUGAUGAAAAUGGUGAACUAUUUCUUAAUACACCUACUGGAGAAAUUUCACUUCUUACCGGAAUUUUUGUUCAAGAACCACUUUGGGCUUUAUUAGAUAUUUAUGGUAAUUGUAUAAGUAUUGAACUUGUUGAUGAUCAUUUAAAACGUACUGUAUCACUUAAUGAUCAACUUCGUCAUAUAAAUACAACAGUAACAACAACAUUUUUUAAAGACAUUUCUAAUGAUCUUAGUCCAUUGACAUUUUUACCUGUACAUAGUUCAUCAAUAUCAUUUUUUUUAUCACCAUCAAAUACUUUACCUAAUCAAUCGAUAGUUUUAUAUGACAAUACAAAAACUUGUGAUGGUCUUGUAUUUUUUUCUGAACCAUUAACAAUUAAUUCAGGUUUAUUAAUUCAAAUAUUAAGUAUAACAUCAUUAAAUGAAUCUCGUAUACCAACAACAACAACAUCAGCAAUUUCAAAUUUAUUACCGUCGUAUAUACAAUUCGGUUUAACAAAUUGUAAUACACAAAAUUUAUUACGUACAAAUGAUUUACCACUUGAUAUUGAAAAAAUAAAUGAUCGUUCAGAAUUUUGGAUUUUACAAGAUUUUAAAUUAGGUAAUAAAACAACAAUUGAUCGUGGUGAUGAAUUUUUAUUUACAUUUAAUCAUGAUGGUAUUAUUGAAUAUUCACAUAAUAAUUCGAAAUUAAAAGAUUUUAUUCAUGUUGAUUCAAAUCUUAUUUAUUAUCCAUUUCUUGUAUUUAAAGGUGAUAUUGUAGCCGUACGUUCUUUAGGUUAUAUAAAAAAUCUUGAUAGAUAUUAUUCAUUACAACAAAUAAAUAAUACAAUGAAAACAAAUCAAGAAUUAACAUCAACAGAUAAUAAUAAUAUAAAAAAUGAAUAUGAUGUUAAAUUAAGUCAAGAUUGUACUAUAUGUUUGGAUCAUUUUCGAGAUACAGUACUUAUUCCUUGUGGACAUAUUUGUUUAUGUUAUUCAUGUGCUAAAGAAUUAAUUGAACAUGGAACAAAACAAUGUCCUAUAUGUCGAUCAUCAAUAAAACUUAUUAAUAAGAUUUAUUUAGCUUAA
This is a messenger RNA of Rotaria sp. Silwood1, 1413 nucleotides long. The record is from the annotation of a GenBank genome assembly. NCBI's taxonomy places the organism in Eukaryota, Metazoa, Rotifera, Eurotatoria, Philodinida, Philodinidae.